AUGAAGCCAGUACAGCUAGCGGCUCACCAGGUUCGAGCCGGCGGAGAAUAUGAGAGACCUUCCUAUCUCUUCUUUGCACGUAUUCAAACCCUCCUGGAUCCUCAAGGGGAAAGAGUGGAAGAAAGCAAAAAUGGUUACAAGGUACUUACCCCGCGCGUCACCACACCAUACUGGCACGUCACACGCAGCCAGCGUCUCUAA
Molecule: messenger RNA, 201 nt
Organism: Morchella importuna
Lineage: Eukaryota; Fungi; Ascomycota; Pezizomycetes; Pezizales; Morchellaceae
Exons: 2
Coding region: 1-201 (66 amino acids)
Source: RefSeq, a predicted model, not a curated record